AUGACAGAAGGCAAGGAAGAAGAUGAUGAUGACAGUGAGAAUGAUAACAAAGAUGACAACCAAGGCGACGCUGAGGAUGAUGGGGAACAAUGUGAUGACGCUGAUGGGGAGGAGGAUGAGGAUGAAGGGAAUGGGGACCAUGACGAAGAGGAAGAGGAACAGGGAGAUGAUGAUGAUUUUGAUGGUAAAGGAGGUGAUGACGGAGAUGAUGACAGUGAUGGUGAUGGAGGCAACAAUGCUGCAACUGGCAUGCAGCGAGGACAAAACGACGAUAUGGAUGAUGACGAAGCUAGCGACGAUUCUUUGACAACUGCGCAGUAUUAUCUUAAUACCAGGAGUAAAAGGGGCAGUACAAGUUCAGGUGACAAGAGGAAAAUGAAGGAUGAUGUAGAUGUUUUGCCAACAGCAGCUAUGGAGGAUGCAUCAUUGCCAGACUUGUGCAGAUUUGAGAAAAAGAGUAAGCUUCCAGACACCUCUCCAACGGAUAAACAUGUUGUUCUUGAGGAAAGGUCAGAUAAUAUCAAAGAAAAUGUGUCCAAAGAACAUUCAACCCCCAAUGAUGCAUAUGAUGAUGGAUUGGAUUUCAUCAAUGCGAUGCAAUGUAGCUCGGGAGCAUACAUGCAGUUUCUUGGCCGAACUCCUAGUCACAGGACAAAAGAUGUGCAACAUGAUGAGCCCACAUUGGGUAAACAUGCAAGUGCUAUGAAAAACAUCAACAAUCAGCAACCAAUAGACAGCCAGCCAGGCAAUGAUGCGCGUGCACCACAGCAUUCGACUACCAUACUGGAGGCAACUACAGCUACACCACAGUCAGCUACUGAAGCUGUUCAUGCAGCUUUGCAGGGAAAACAUUCAAAUGCCGGACUGAAGGCAACAUCAGUCACAGUUACUGAAACUUCCAGUAGCAUACAGGCAACUAAUGUUGGAACUGAGACAACUAUAGCUAGGCCAGAGGCAACUGCAAAUCCAAGAGCCUUACAAAGAACUUCGUCAGUCCAUCUGCAUCAUCCACCACAGCAGGCAACUCCUACCACCAUGCAGGGGAAUACACUGAGAUGCCGCGCAACUCAUGCUGCCAGGGAGGCAACAACACCUGGACAUGUUUGUACCUCACCAACUGUUCAUGCAACAGGUGUUGCAAACAAGGCAACUACCAGUUCAUUUGCAGCAACAAGCCCUUUGGAACAUGCAACUCCAGCCCUACAUGUGCCAGUUGUGCCCAGCAAUAGGGUGCAGUUUAGUCCUCCUACACGUCAAACAUGCCCACCGCCAUCUCCACACACAGCUCCUCGAGGGUCUUUGUCGCAGGAUGAGGUAUACAAUUUGAUCAAUAAGAGCAGCGCGCCACCGGACAUGCCCCAGCAUAUGCAGCGCAGCAAAUCUGCUGAAACAAAGUGGAAGGAACAAAGCAAUUAUAAGAUGAAACUACCAAGGAACAGGUUUGGAAGUGAGCUUCUUGAAGGGUAUCGCAACGCGCCAACAUUCAACCUUGGCCCGGAAUUCGAUUUGCCAGAAAAUCAAAAUGCUGCAACAUGUGCAUCCGCAGAUGAAGAUUAUGAUGCUUUGGAAGGAAUUGAUCCUGCAGAGAUUGAGAGGGUUUGUAUUGCUGCCGAGCAAGCACGCAGACCUGUGCACGAGCAACAAAGAACUGAACCGAAUUCAAUAUCUCCAAACAGCUUUCAAACACCUAUCAAAGAAGCAGAGAAUGUUGCAACUGAAUCAAAAUCAGGUGGUACAGGAAGCUCAACAGUUCCUCAUCAAUUCCAGAGGAGGAUAAUCAAGCUUCCACCGUGCAAAAAAUCUCCAUUUGUCAAUGUUGAUAGCACCAAACAGUUCCAGUGCAAAGCUGAAGUGAACAAACUGUAUGCUAUGAUAAUCCAGUAUGCAGGAAGAAACACUAGGCAACAGAAUUCAGAUGACAAAAGCCCUCAUAUUGUGGACUUUGGUGGCUACCAUAUUACGGCGAAGGAACUCGCAAACUCAAUGAAGCCAGGUGGUUGGCUACAUAGUGCAGUUAUGGAAGUUGGAAUUCAGGCAAUAACAAAGAACAUGACACCAUCAUCUAACAAGGUCAUCAUGCCACUGAGGAUAGGAAACCUUGACUUUAACCGCCCUGAAAUGAAGGAGCUGUUCAGUUAUGAAAGACGAUUAGAUAAGAAAGACAUGGCAACACUCCUUUGUUAA
This is a messenger RNA of Lolium perenne, 2184 nucleotides long. The record is from RefSeq and is a predicted model, not a curated record. NCBI's taxonomy places the organism in Eukaryota, Viridiplantae, Streptophyta, Magnoliopsida, Poales, Poaceae.